Molecule: messenger RNA, 1566 nt
Organism: Scylla paramamosain (green mud crab)
Lineage: Eukaryota; Metazoa; Arthropoda; Malacostraca; Decapoda; Portunidae
Product: CLIP domain-containing serine protease B4-like
Exons: 8
Coding region: 180-1187 (335 amino acids)
Biological process (GO): proteolysis
Molecular function (GO): serine-type endopeptidase activity
Source: RefSeq, a predicted model, not a curated record
GUAGGUAAGAAGCGGUGAAGCAAUGGUGGUGGUGGUGGGUAAGGGCAGUGGUGGUGGUGGUGGUAGCGGGACGAGUUGCCCCGCAGCAGGAGGGUGAGCUGAUCAGUCCAUACCAAGUUGGCGGUUGAGCAGGAGCAGUAUUGCCACUCACCUGCACAGCCCAGAGAAGCAGCGCAGCCAUGGCGAGAGUGUCCUGGGUGGGGAGAGCGCGGUGCCUGCUGGUGGUGGUGGUGGUGGUGAUGAUGAGAACCAAGCCGGCUUUCUCCCAGGACUUCCCCACUGUCGCAAAGAGCAUCGCCAAUCCGGACUUCCCCUGCGGGGAGCCUUAUGGACCGAAUGGGGAGCCGCCAGCAGGCAGGAGGGUGGCGCGGCAGAUCAUCUUUCCUGACGAAGAGAUCUACCACCACUACUGGGCCCAGCUGAUGCACCGGGGUGAGCCUGGCGUACGCGGAGGAGAGGCACCUCUCAAACCUGUGGAUGAAACUGACACGUUCUGCGGUGCUUCUGUCAUCAGUGAUCGGUUCCUCAUCACAGCUGCACACUGCAUAUACGAAGCCCCCAACCCGGUGAACUCAGUGCGGCUGGGAGACAUCAACCUGAGGACAGACCGUGAGAGUAACUCCAAGCCCGUGGACCACGAGAUUACUCUUAUCAUCACUCAUCCAGGCUACGAUCCAGAGAAGAGUAUGCGUCACAAUGAUUUGGCGCUGCUCAUGACCAAGGAGAAGAUACAGUUUAAUGAUAUCGUCUUCCCGUACUGCAUCUCUGACCAGCCUCCCGCCCCUGGAACUCUCGUUACCAUCGCUGGCUUCGGACUCUUUAAUGCCACGACCAAGCCUGACCACUUACUCGAGGCAAACUUCACGGUGAUGGAUACUGCCGAGUGUGAGAAAAUCUACCAGGAGCAUGACCAGGAGGCGUUCCUCAGGGUCAGGUACCCAAACCUGCUGCAAGGAACUGACAUCAUCUGUGCCACAGACGACACAUCGGACGCCUGCCAGGGGGACUCCGGGGGACCGAUGUUCAUGGUAAAGGACGGAAAGCGCUACUUGGAGGGCGUCGUAUCGGGAGGAGCCAGCUGCCGCGCAAACUUCAAGUCAGUGCUGCCCGGCCUGUACAUCAGUCUGGCUAGGCACGUUCACUUUAUCAGCGAUUAUGUGCUCGGGCCACCAGUAGAUGUGUCCUAAGUGUGUGUGUGUGUGUGUGUGUGUUUUUGUGUGGAGAUUAGGUGUGUUCUUCUGAACUAUAUACAUCCCCCUUUCCCAGUAUCCUUCUCAGUACGAAGUGACUCCCUGUUUCAUGAGCCAUUCCUCGCCUCCACUGUGUUGUGCCUGACGUUCCGAGGUGCAACAGUUUGACUCACCUCCACCUUUGGUCUUUAAAUACAAUCAGUUUAAGUUACCUUUGUGCUCUGCUAUCGUGGAAUCAAAGAAAGUGCAUGGUAGGUGCUACUGCAGUGGAUGUACCCUACUCAUCACAUUAUGUCGUGAGGAACAGGCUUGAUGAUUUUUGUUAUUCCUGUUUUGUUACUCUAUUGAAAUAAGAGACAAUUGUUACGUAAUACAA